Alnus glutinosa is the source of this 892-nucleotide messenger RNA. Its product is annotated as agamous-like MADS-box protein AGL62. The transcript is spliced from 2 exons. Lineage: Eukaryota; Viridiplantae; Streptophyta; Magnoliopsida; Fagales; Betulaceae. Bases 128 to 802 code for a protein of 224 amino acids. The record is from RefSeq and is a predicted model, not a curated record. Gene Ontology annotation, biological process: regulation of transcription by RNA polymerase II. Gene Ontology annotation, molecular function: RNA polymerase II cis-regulatory region sequence-specific DNA binding; protein dimerization activity; DNA-binding transcription factor activity, RNA polymerase II-specific.
AGAGAAUCAAAAUUUUGAGAUCAAGAUGAUACCCUCGAUGUUUUUCUCUUGUCAAAAAGAUUCGGCCAUGCAUCUUAAUUAGGGUUUGCCCUUAAUUCAAGUGAUUGAAUUGGAAUCAGCAGCGGCCAUGGAUAUGCCGACCAAGAAAACCAAAGGCAGACAAAGGAUAGAGAUGAAGAAACUAGAUGGUAGCAAGCAGCAGGUCACCUUCUCGAAGCGCCGUACCGGCCUCUUCAAGAAAGCCGGUGAGCUUUGUGUCUUGUGCGGCGCUGAAGUCGCCGUCAUUGUGUUCUCCGAGAAAAAAGGGAAGCGGUUUUGCUUCGGCCACCCGGAUGUCGAAACCGUCCUUAACCGCUAUCUCAGUAGUAAAAAUGGAAACACCUUCCCCCAGCCGUUCAAAAAGUAUGUGCCUGUGGAUGAGUUCACCAGGCAGAACGCUGAGGCUGAGAAGGAGUUGGAAAUAGAGAAGGAGCGGAUGGCGGAGAUUGAGGAGGCGAAGAAGAAGAAGAACAAUGUGGGCAACGAAGAUUUAGGGUUUUGGUGGGAUGAGCCGUUGGAUGAGAACAUGGGGUUGGAGGAGUUGCAUCACUAUACAAGGGCUUUGGAAGAGGCACGGAGGAAAGUGGCGGCGAGGGUGGAAGAGAUGAUGGUGAUGAGGAUUUGUUCUUCGGUGUCUCCAAUGGAAACGGGCGUGGGGGAUCAUGCGUUUGUUAAUCAGAAUUUGGAGGGUGGUAAUGGUGAUAUUGGUGGUGGUUUCUUUGGUAGCCAUGGCAAUUUUGGGUUUGGACAUGGACAGUUUUGAAGUUUCUGCAUGUACUUCAAUUUCUUGUUUAAAUGGGAUGAUUUUGAGAUGGGUUACGAUGUUCGACUUUCUUACAAUGAAUAUGAAUGA